GCCUAUAAGUGAACAAUUAUUAGAUGUUAGUGAAAGAAAAGUUGUUUCCUUUCAGCUUUCAUAAAGAAAACCCACCACCAAAGCAUACCUUCCCUCCUUUUAUAACUCAACUCUCUUCUUUCUCACUAAGUUUCGCAUCCCCGCCUCCUUAGUCACCAAGAAAAUUAGUCCUAUUCGCCCUCCUCCAUAUUUAAACCCUCUUGGUUGUCUUUUCUUAUCAAACCUUGAAGCAAUACUCAGAAAGCUUAAACCUCCAUCAGAGUAGAGAGAGAACAAAAACGAGAUGAGUGCCGAUUGGGGGCCGGUUGUUGUUGCAGUGGUUUUGUUCAUCCUCUUAUCACCAGGGCUAUUGUUCCAGCUACCAGCAAGAACAAGAGUGGUAGAAUUUGGGAACAUGUACACUAGUGGGAUUGCCAUUCUUGUUCAUGCUGUUAUAUACUUUUGCAUAAUCACCAUCUUGAUCAUUGCAGUAGGUGUUCACAUACAUGUCCACUGAUUGUAGAAUUCCUUUCUUUCGCGGGGAUGAGUAAUCAAUCAGAAACACUCUAGGCGAAGGCCACUUCUUUAUCA
Molecule: messenger RNA, 570 nt
Organism: Populus nigra (black poplar)
Lineage: Eukaryota; Viridiplantae; Streptophyta; Magnoliopsida; Malpighiales; Salicaceae
Exons: 1
Coding region: 284-496 (70 amino acids)
Source: RefSeq, a predicted model, not a curated record